CCUUCAGUUCUGGUUUAACUCUGUAUUUGUGUGUAGUCAUGCCCCUCCCAUGUCCUCCACCCUGCUGAGCUGCCCCAGUAGAUUGUCACCUCCUGCCACAAACUUCAGUCUACUUUCAGAUUAAUACUCUAACUCUUCUUUUUCCCCCUUAGAGCUGCUUUCCAUCUUCACUUAAAAGUGCAGCAGACCCAUGGACUCAUUAGUGUAUCAGCUCUGACACUGCCUGAAGUCGUGGCAGCAGCAGUGGCAUGUCCAGACAUAAGCAAAGCCAGCAGCUUUUUCUGCCUCACUUGUACACAAGAGCCUUGUAUUUGGAAGCCACUUCAAGCACUUUUGCUCUCAUGAGUCAAGAUGAAGCAGCAAAUUCAAUUAAGCCAAAUUAUCUUGCAUUUUCAAUAGCACUGAUGAAACAGCUUCAUGUUGAACAUGAGCCUUGUUAUGAUCAUUGAGAAUGUGAAGUUGGCCCGUGAAUAUGCCUUACUGGGAAAUUACGACUCUGCAAUGGUCUACUACCAGGGAGUUCUUGACCAAAUGAAUAAGUAUCUGUACUCUGUGAGAGAUACCUACCUGCAGCAGAAAUGGCAGCAGGUUUGGCAGGAGAUAAGUGUGGAAGCUAAGCAUGUGAAAGAUAUAAUGAAAACACUGGAGAGUUUUAAACUAGACAAUACUCCAUUGAAAGCCUCACAACAAGAAUUACCAGCUCACGAUGCAGAAGUCUGGUCUUUGCCAGUACCUGCUGAACGUAGACCUUCGCCAGGACCCAGGAAGCGUCAGUCUGCUCCAUGCAGUGAUUGCAGAGGCCACAAUAAUCGUAUGAGUGCAGCUGUCAGAGGCUCUCACCGUCCCUCCUCUCGGAACCCCAAUGAUAAAGGGAAGGCAGUCCGCAGCCGGGAAAAAAAGGAUCAGCAAAAUAAAGGAAAAGAGGAAAAGAACAAAUCCACAUCUGAUAUUUCAGAGUCUGAACCAAAGAAAUUUGAUAGUACUGGAUAUGACAAAGAUUUAGUAGAAGCUUUGGAAAGAGAUAUAAUUUCUCAGAAUCCCAACAUCCGAUGGGAUGACAUUGCUGAUUUAGUAGAAGCCAAAAAGCUGCUUAAGGAAGCUGUAGUUUUACCAAUGUGGAUGCCAGAGUUUUUCAAGGGGAUUAGAAGACCCUGGAAGGGUGUGCUGAUGGUUGGUCCUCCUGGUACUGGAAAGACCCUCCUAGCAAAAGCUGUAGCCACUGAAUGCAAGACAACUUUUUUCAAUGUUUCUUCUUCCACGCUUACCUCAAAAUACAGAGGAGAAUCUGAGAAACUUGUUCGUCUGCUGUUUGAAAUGGCUCGAUUUUAUGCCCCAACAACCAUAUUUAUUGAUGAGAUAGACUCCAUCUGUAGCCGCAGGGGAACUUCGGAGGAGCAUGAAGCCAGCCGACGUGUGAAGGCAGAACUGCUAGUUCAAAUGGAUGGUGUUGGGGGGGCUACUGAAAAUGAUGAUCCUUCUAAGAUGGUCAUGGUACUUGCUGCUACUAAUUUUCCUUGGGAUAUUGAUGAAGCCCUAAGACGGAGACUAGAAAAGAGAAUUUACAUUCCUUUACCAUCAGCCAAAGGUAGAGAGGAACUCCUAAAAAUAAAUCUGCGAGAGCUGGAACUGGCUGAUGAUGUUGACCUUGCAAACAUAGCUGAGAAAAUGGAAGGUUAUUCAGGUGCAGACAUAACCAAUGUGUGCAGAGAUGCAUCAUUGAUGGCUAUGAGGAGGCGUAUUGAAGGCUUGACACCAGAAGAAAUCAGAAAUCUUCCCCGAGAUGAAAUGCACAUGCCAACAACUAUGGAAGACUUUGAAAUAGCUUUGAAGAAAGUUUCUAAAUCUGUUUCUGCUGCGGACAUUGAGAAAUACGAGAAAUGGAUAGUUGAGUUUGGAUCAUGUUGAGUUGUCUUCUCUCAAACAAACCACCUUAUGUCUUAAAACAGCUUUAGAAGUAAUCGGUGACGUGUCAGUGCACUGCGUGCUCUUUUUAACUUUUGUAAUUUAAGAGCAACCGAUGUCUAAAUAAAUUUUUUUCUAAAAUGCAA
Molecule: messenger RNA, 2048 nt
Organism: Vidua chalybeata
Lineage: Eukaryota; Metazoa; Chordata; Aves; Passeriformes; Viduidae
Gene: KATNA1
Product: katanin catalytic subunit A1
Exons: 11
Coding region: 418-1905 (495 amino acids)
Biological process (GO): microtubule severing
Cellular component (GO): microtubule cytoskeleton
Molecular function (GO): ATP hydrolysis activity; microtubule severing ATPase activity; ATP binding
Source: RefSeq, a predicted model, not a curated record